This is a messenger RNA of Cooperia oncophora, 1014 nucleotides long. The record is from the annotation of a GenBank genome assembly. Lineage: Eukaryota; Metazoa; Nematoda; Chromadorea; Rhabditida; Trichostrongylidae.
AUGCCCAAGCUUCAACCAAGUUUGUUCGGGGCGCGAUGUGACAAGCGCGUUUCUGGAUGCAGAUCCAACGUCAGGAAAGUGAAGUUCACUCUGAUUGGAUUAUCCGAAACCCGACGCCCUAACCGUGAGUGUCUUCAACUUGGAUCAGGCUUUGUAUUAUACAAUAGUGGACGUUGCGACGAUACCCCCACAUAUGCUGGAGUGGGAUUUUAUAUGUCCACAUGGAUGAACAAAAAGCUCGUCGGUAUCCGUUACAUCAGCGAUCGUGUAAUACAAGCCGAGUUCCUUAUAAGAAAGAGACGUCUCAGGAUUAUUCAAGUUCAUGCGCCGACUUCUGCCGCAGCAGAUGAAGAGUAUGAGCAGUUCCUUGACGAGGUAGAAGCAGCACGACAUCCGUUUAGAAGUCCAGCUGUACCCGAAAUAAUCUUCGGCGACUUCAAUGCAGUCAUAGGACGCUCUCCCAACCAUGUGCCUGGAUGCGGACCUCAUGCUACUGGUAGAAGAAACGUUAGAGGCACGACACUGCUGUCAUUCUGCUCCGCAAAUGGCCUUUUAGUCGCCAACACAUUCUUCAAGAAAAGGUUUGGUAGAAAAUGGACAUGGAGAAGCCCAAACGGAACCACCCGUACUGAAAUAGACCACGUACUAUGCCCCAACCUAAAGUUUGUCCGCGAUGUGACAACGCUUUCUGGAUGCAAUGUCGGUAGCGAUCACCGGAUGGUACGAGUAACUUUGGCGAUGUCAAUGAAGCCUGCUCAUUUCCACCAAAAAGCAAGGCCCUUGCCACAGAGCUUCGACAAGCUGAAACUACAAGCUGCAAUGGCAAUGCAGCCCCUAGCACAGCAUGUGAAUCACCAAGCGCUCGAUUGGAAUCGGGUAUUCGCUUUAGGCACGGUUAGAAAUCGUUCUGCAUUCAAGCCCCUGCAGCGUGGAGAAAAUAUCGUCGGAAGCAUUUUCGCGCGGCAGGUACAAUUUGGUUUUUGGAGCCAAAAAAAAAUCGCAGCCUAUUCUUAG